Drosophila ananassae is the source of this 1565-nucleotide messenger RNA. RefSeq lists its product as uncharacterized. Bases 678 to 1463 code for a protein of 261 amino acids. NCBI's taxonomy places the organism in Eukaryota, Metazoa, Arthropoda, Insecta, Diptera, Drosophilidae. The transcript is spliced from 5 exons. The record is from RefSeq and is a predicted model, not a curated record.
UAAGCCCAUUAAUUUCAGAGGCAUUUAAAUAUUUACGAGACAAACGACGAAAAGUCAGUGACUUAAUACCAGAAACCUCUCGGUCGGAUGCGCCUCAUAAUGAUGCAACUGUCGCAGGUGCAAAGCACUUCCAUGUGUCUCCGUGGUCCCAAGUCGCGAUUUCGAUACAUUGGAAGACACAUAGUACAUAAACAUAUAUUUAUGUAUAGUUUUAACUGCAUGGCUGCUCAAUUUAUCCACCCACAAAGCGUGAUCGCGACUUUACGUUGACUGCGAUAAUUUUGUUAAAUAAUUGAGUCUGCAAUGAAAAUUGCGCAUUACAGCGGCAUAAAUACUAUGAUGCUUUUACUCCACGGGGAUUACAUUGUGCGUGUGUGCACACUCAUAAGUGCCUCUAUGGUUACAAACACCUGUUCAGUCGUCUUGCUAGAAUGGGUUUCUUUCCUCACUUUUCCCAAAUACUCGCAUAAACGGCAUUCAAAUCUGCACACUGCCUGACAUUUUGUAAUUUGACAAAUUGCUUGAAUUUUUGGGCAACUCCUAUAAAUAGUGGAGUUACUGCCGCUCGAAAAGUUAGUUUGAAGCAAAGCGAACACACCGUUGGAUCCCCUGCACACAACGCCAUAAAGGACUAUUUAAUAACUUACAAGCCCAAAGGAUAAUACAAUCAAAACAGGAUGAAAUUGAAUUGCCUUGUUGUCUUGCAAUUGCUUGGAAUUAUGCUGUUGCUAAGCUAUGUUACUGCGAUUCCCAAAUACGAGGACAGUCAUAAAUUCUAUGCCGAAAAAACGCAGAGAGAUCGGUCAUAUUAUAAUGAAAACAAAACACAACCAAGUGAACCGCAAACAGCUUCCACAAAAGACAGGCUGGAAAGAUUGGGAUACACCACGGGUUAUGGAUCUCUAAAUGGUUAUCCUGGUGGAACUGGAUUGUCGGCUUACAAUCCCAUAAAACUAGAUUUGGGAGGUGUGGUUUUGGGAACUCUAGUGGGUAUUGGCGCCAUCAUCUUAAUCCCCAAGAUUUUAUCAGCAUUCCAUGGCGGUUAUGGUGGCUACGGUCGAAGUGAGGACAAUGACCUGACGCCUCUCAGUAGCAUGAUAAACAAAAUCGACGAUGUCCUGGGACAAAAUAACAUAGACUCUACGAGUUGCAUGCAACGUGCAGUCUGUGGAUACGUUCGCUCCACGGAAUACAACAUGAAAAUAGGCUCCUCAGAUCAAAUGGAUGAAUUUAUUCAUAUGCUCUCCGAAAACUCCCUCGUCGAUUAUCUGCUAGAUGGAACGGCAAUAAAAGAGGCCCUCGAGCAUGGAAAACGUUCUGGAGACCGACCUUGCGAGGAAGUCUACUCCAAUUGUCCUUUAGACAGCAAAUCAGCCACUGAUAUUAUUAUGAAACUAAUGCCCAAGAAAAACACCCAGGGAAAGGGAAAAUCGUCAGCCAUUUCUCGCGAUAAAAAAGCAUAGGCUUAUUCGUUUGUUAAUAUCUUAAAUACAAAUUUUUUCCUAUCAUUAACUAAUCUAUCCGACCCAAAAUAUUUUACAAAUUUAAAUAAACAGAAUUGUGUU